AGCAGGGGAUUUCAGCUGCAAAGCAAUUGUACUUCGCAGAAGGAGGCCAUUCAGACCCUUGAGUCUGCACUGGCUCUCGGAGCAAACCAUAUAUUCAGCCCCACUGCCUUAUGUCCGUACUCCUUCAAGCCCCUCUCUUCCAUAUGCCUAAAAUCACUAUGUUUUGCAGACGGAUGUAUUGAAGAUGGGGGAGGGGGAGGAGAGUUGAUUUGAAUUCCUACAUUUCUUUUAAGACUGAGGAGUGGAGUGGUAGAGCUAAAGAAAUAGAAAUCCAAGCUGAAGCUUAUUGGCUCUUCUCUUCCACAAAAGUUUGUUUAUUUAACUUUAACCCUUCCAAGUUUUUGGUGGUUGGGUGCGUGUGGGGGGGAUUUUGGUGCAGAGUUGCUACUUUGCUGUUGUAACUGAUGACAAAAAGAAUGGUUUCCCUUUCCCCCAGGACAGCUUCUCCUCACCAUGGCUUUACAAUCAUGAAUCGACUGAGCAUGAAAAAUUUAGUUGAACCCAUCAACAAAGACUUAGAGUUUCAGCUCCAAGAUCCGUUUCUUCUCUACCGAAAUUCAAACCUGUCCAUUUACAGCAUCUGGUUUUAUGACAAGAAUGACUGUCACAGAAUCGCACAACUUAUGUCGAAGGUAGUGCAUCUGGAAGCUCAGCAGGAAUCACCUGAGGGAACCUCUCCCAACAAGACCAAUGGCUUUGACGAAGAAAAUACUAUCGACAUCCUGGACAUGCUCAGCAAAGCCAAGGAAGAGUAUGAACGAGGAUAUUACCCGGAUGACUCGAGCAUUUUAUCGAGUUCCCCCAGCUUACAGAACAAUGUCGGCCUCGUCAAAUCGACCUCAAUCGAAGCCUUUGAACAUUUGUCAGCGCAGCAGCAGGAUCAGCACGUCUCAACCCCUCGUCACUUGACCGUGGAGGAAUUAUUUGGAACCUCCGUUCCAAAAGAGCAGGCUCCGUUCUUGCACCCCAGCCAGGAGAUGUUAAUGAUGUCCCAACAAGAAGCCACGGGGAGAAGGCAAAACCUGCUGCUGCCUUUCACUUACGAGGGGUCAACCACGGCAAAGCAACCAGAGAGUCCGAAACACAAGGCUGAUUUUCCUAAACUGACCCUGCAGGACGCCAAGGCGCAAGUGCUGAUGUCACCAGCCGCAAUCCAGCAGUCCGAUAAAUGCAGUGCCAAACACAACAUUCGCACCAGCCCUCUCUUUAAACCCGCUCUAAACUCUGAGGCUCUGACGAAUCCAGCCACACUCGCCAUCGGUAUCAGUGAUUUGGGUCAGAGCCUGCAACACGACAUGAAAGCAGUCUCGCCCUUGAUGAUGUGCCCACUCUCCUCUGAGCUGAGCCGUACGCCUCAGAACCUGACUCCGGGAAACAAUCAGAUUCUAACGGCACAAGGCGGCCCCGGAGCGAGAGCCACUGGGGGUUUUGGCUUCCAGGGUCACGAGCUGCUUCAGAAACUCAAGUUGACACAGCAGCACGAGCAGCAGCACCAGACUGUCGGCAAGCCCUGCCUCGCGGCCAAUUUCACCCCAUUGCUCGUCACUCCAGAGAGCUUCAAAGAAUCCAACACAAAAUCCGCGGAUGCUUCAAUGCAGGUCAUUCUCACACCGGUCACUAACUCGUCCAUGCUCCUGUCUCCCAGCGUUUUCAAGCCAUCAGCAGGGAGGGCAUCAGAAGCUGAGAGCAAGUGCCUUUCAGCCUCCCCUUUAACAUUAGCAUCAGACCCUCGAUGUUCACCACUGCCAACUGUCCUCAGUAAGACCCAACUCCAGGAUACUCUAACCCAUCUAAUAAAGAACGACUCUGAAUUUCUGAGCACAAUCCAUGAGGCGUAUCUACAGAUCCUCACCAAGAAUAUAGGUAACCUCAAGCUGUGAGAGGGAGAAAAAAGCACAUUGAACUGCAGCACAAGGGAACCUGCCUCUGUACAAGUACAAACAAACACUUCAGAAAACAGUCUGUACUCAGCAAUGCAAUAUCGUGAUAUUAGUCACCUUUGUCAAGUUAAUUGUCAAAAAAGUGUUUUAGCAUUCGCGUUCUGUGAUUGCUGCAACUCAUCACUGGCCCAGCAGUUUCUCCGUUUACAAAGUAUUUUCCAGCGUAAAUGUCUCAGGCAUUACUGGGUAUGUAUUUGGCAUAUCCCAGAGUUUCUCAGUUAAUACCUUUAUGCAUUUUGCCUUUUACGGGCGUAAUGUAAUCGUUGAGCAAUAGAACACUUUCGUCUCUCCUGUUCGGACGGGGUUUUAUUUGUGCAAAGAUUGGUGGUGGGGGUGGGGGGAAGGUGGGAGGAAUCUGCUGGACACUAAUUGUUGGUGUUUGUUCCUUGUUAGGAAGAAUCCUCAUUCAUUUCAUUCAAUCUUCAAUGCCACAAAGCAACAUUUAAAAAAAAAUAAUAACCCUGAAUUGUCCUUUUCUGGAGUUUUAAGAGUUUAGUUUUACUGUUUCGGUGCAGAGGAAGGCAUUUUAAUCAGCAUUUUUAAUGUGGUUCCUCCCCCGCAUUAAGUUAACCUCUACUAUACAUAUUUGUAUAGAAAUUAUUUCUGAUUUCCUUUUGCCUUUAUGAGGAAAUAUUAAUCGUACAGCUGACAUUUGUAAGGGAAAGCACUCCUAGAUACAAAAGGAUCAAUAAUAAGCAUGCAGGUAUUCCUUUACAAACUAGGGAGACUUCUCCCUGAUUUCAGACAGUGUUUUUUUUUUGCAUUGUGAAGCGCAAUUAUGUUUUUUAAAAAAAAGGGAAGCCAAGUUUAACUAUAUGCCACACUCAAUUGUUCAUUUGUACUUCUGAAUAUCCUAGGGUCGUGCAGAUUUGCGUCAGAGUAAAGUGAAUUGUGUCAAAGCUCAUGUUUCCCUGCGUUCUUGUCUUGUUGAUUCAUCAAAUAGAUCAAUUCAGUCCCCAAGCCAGUAUCACCAAUUUCUCUCUCAGGAUGUGGAAAUGCAAGUUGCAGUAGCCAAAUGCCAAAAAGAUUUCCCACAAAGCAUGAUAACCCCCGGAAUAUAGACUUCUAACCACACAGUGUUUCGUAUUCCAUUUUAUUUACUGCUUUGUUGCUUCUCACUUUAAUUUUCUGAUUCUGCAACUGAGAAGUUUCACCUCAUGGGAGCUGUAGACAUAGGAAGAUUUAGCACUAGAUUAAUAAUAUUUGUUAUUGUCGAGAGCCUUUUUUGUACCCAAAUUGUCCUUUCAAUUACUGGCAUAAUUGAAUGUUUGGAAUCACAUGAUACAACUGCAACUCAGUUGAUUAUGAACUGAUAUGAGCAAGGCUCAACACGUAUUUACCCACAUGGGUGCCAGUUUCUCAAUUAAUAAACAUAAGUUAGCACAACGUCAACUUUCAUUCAUCGUACUGGAUCCAAAGGACUCUUGUUUAGCAUUGCAUCAUUUUUAAGAUGCAUUAUUUAUGAAUUUUGUGUUUGAUUUUGAGUUGGCAGAUCAGUCUUAAAUAUCAGGUUAUUUUUAAUUGCCCUCCUAUAUUAUCUUGACCCAUUCAGCCCAAUUUUACUUGGUUUUAUUUGGUUUUGAGAAGACUUUCUUUAAGCAACAUUUCUUUUUUUUUAAUGGAAAGCUGUCCACCUUUAGAAUUGAUCUUCUUCCUCCCCUCCACAUGAGCUAGUCAGAAAGGACAAGCAAUUUGCUCCCAAGUUACAUUACCAUAGUAAGUGAGCAAGUGAGCACUUGCAUACUAUUCAUAGUCCAAAGUAUAUUCCUUUUUUAAAAAAAAAAAGAAAAUCUCCCACCCUGCAAUCCCAUGUUCCUUGGCUCCUUUACCCCUUGCGAUCAGGCUGAGAUCGGGAAUAUUAAUGCUUUUAACAUCUUUAUUAUUGGCCCGUGCUUUGAUGUGUGUGUGUGUGUGUGUGGAAUGUAGGCCCUGUUGCGCAUUGUCAAUGUUCUGUGUUUUUUUAAUUUAAUUAAUUAAAAAAAAAGAAAAAAAAUAGUUAUUCUGUGAAUUAAUAGUCAUUUUCAAUGUGUCAAGUUUUGUUUUGUACUUUCGCAAGUAUAUUUUUGUAAUAAAAAUUCAAAAAAAAGGGUGUUUUUCAACACCUGCAACAAAA
Molecule: messenger RNA, 4053 nt
Organism: Callorhinchus milii (elephant shark)
Lineage: Eukaryota; Metazoa; Chordata; Chondrichthyes; Chimaeriformes; Callorhinchidae
Gene: dcp1a
Product: decapping mRNA 1A
Exons: 7
Coding region: 405-1880 (491 amino acids)
Biological process (GO): positive regulation of catalytic activity; deadenylation-independent decapping of nuclear-transcribed mRNA; deadenylation-dependent decapping of nuclear-transcribed mRNA
Cellular component (GO): P-body
Molecular function (GO): mRNA binding; enzyme activator activity
Source: RefSeq, a predicted model, not a curated record